UGCCUGGGCCUGCCCACCCAGCGGUCGGAGCACCAAGACUUGGGGUCCCCAUCCAGCCUGGUGCCGGGUCCUCUGGGGCAUCCACCCUCUGCCCUGGUCCAGGCCUGCCCCUCCCCCCAUCCGUCCCAGAGCUGUUGAGCGUCUGGGCUGACACUCCCCGCUCCCCAUCCCACUCCCGCCCCCAGGGGGGACAGCCUCGUCAAGGACAGGCGCUUGACAAGUUGGUCACAGGCUGCACCUUGUAUCGUGGGUAAGAAGAUAGGCAGUGAGGCGGGAACAGAAGAGGCUUUGAGAGCAGCACCCGGCACUGGUCCCCAAGGUCACAUCCCAGGAGGGGAGAGGGGCUGCUCUGCACAAACAGCCGGCGCUCGCCCACAGAAGCCAGAGCCACCCAGCCCCUCCCGGCAGCCGGGAUGCGGGCUCUGCUGCUCCGGCCACUGGCCCUGGUGCUGUUGGUGCUGGGGCCCCUGCUGGGAGCCGGGGCCCCCGGAGGAGAGGGCUCCAGCACCCUAGCCUCGCCCAGAGAGCCGGCCACAGGCGCGGGGGGGCUCAUCUUCCACCAAGACUGGGACUGGCCGCCAGGCAGCCCACAAGACCCCCUGUGCCUGGUGACCCUGGACCAGAAGGGCAAUAGGGGCAGCACCCCGCUUCGGGUGGCAGGGGCCCUGAGACGCUACGAGCACGCCUUCCUCGAGGCUGUGCGGCGGGCACGCUGGGGUCCCCGCGACCUGGCCACCUUCGGGGUCUGUGCCGCCAGCGCCGGGCAGCCCGCCCUGCUCCCUCUGCGGCAGCUGCAGGCAUGGCUGCGGGAGCCCGCGGGGCGGCGGCUGGCCGUGCUACACCUGGAGGAAGUGACCUGGGAGCCGACACUCUCACUGAAGUUCCAGGCGCCCCCACCUGGAGGAGCCGGUCCUCUAGAGCUGGCGCUGCUGGUGCUGUACCCUGGGCCCGGCCCCGAGGUCGCUGUCACCGGGACUGGGCUGCCAGGCACCCAGAACCUUUGCUGGUCCCGGGACGCGCGCUACCUGGUGCUGGCCGUGGACCACCCAGCGGGGGACUGGCAGAGCCCUGGGGUCACCCUGACCCUGCAACCCCAAGGAGACGGCCACACAGGUGCACCCCUGAGCACCACCCAGCUGCAGGACCUGCUGUUCGGCCCCAACCCCCGCUGCUUCACGCGGAUGACCCCGGCCCUGCUCCUGCUGCCACUGCCCGGGCCCACACCAAUGCCCGCGCACGGCCUCCUGGAGCGAGUGCCCUUCCCGCCACCCAGGCUCCCCCAGGAGCAGCAGGCCAAGGAGCCACCGCCCGGCGCAGACCCCUUCCUGGAGACGCUCACGCGCCUAGUGCGCGCCCUGCGGGGCCCCCCCGCCCAGGCCUCGCCAACGCGCCUGGCGCUGGACCCGGGCGCGCUGGCCGGCUUCCCGCAGGGCCUCGUCAACCUGUCGGACCCCGCGACACAGGAGCACCUGCUCGACGGCGAGGAGCCGCUGCUGCCGCUGAUGCUACCACGGGCCUCGGCCACGGCCGGGGACCCCGCGCCGCUGCAGGGCCCCGAGGCCGCGCCCUGGGCCGCGGGCCUAGCGCAUCGUGUGACAGUGACCAAGCAGAGGGACACGGAGAUGGGCCAGCAGAGCCUCCUCUUCCAGAUUGACUACCCUGAGAUCGCCGAGGGCAUCAUGCCCCGCCACCGCUUCAUGUCCCGCAGCGCGGGCGCCGGGGCGGCGGACGGGCCGUGCGCGCUGCGCGAGCUGAGCGUAGACCUGCGCGCCGAGCGCUCGGUGCUCAUCCCCGAGACGUACCAGGCCAACAACUGCCAGGGCGCGUGCGGCUGGCCGCAGUCCGACCGCAACCCGCGCUACGGCAGCCACGUGGUGCUACUGCUCAAGAUGCAGGCCCGCGGCGCCGCCCUGGCGCGCCCGCCCUGCUGCGUGCCCACGGCCUACGCCGGCAAGCUCCUCAUCAGCCUGUCGGAGGAGCGCAUCCGCGCGCACCACGUGCCCAACAUGGUGGCCACCGAGUGCGGCUGCCGGUGACCCCCGCGCCGGCCGCCAGUGGCGUCCCCGCCCAUAUUUAUUCAGACCCCAAUCCUCGCCCCAAUAAAGACCAGCAAACACUA
Messenger RNA from Leptonychotes weddellii (Weddell seal), 2119 nucleotides. NCBI's taxonomy places the organism in Eukaryota, Metazoa, Chordata, Mammalia, Carnivora, Phocidae. The record is from RefSeq and is a predicted model, not a curated record.